GUUGCGCAUUCGACGUGUGUGCCCGCGGACUAAACCAAGGAGUAGCUACCAAGUGCAGUGCAGUGAUGAGUGCUUCCGGGAAGAGUCUUCUGGGCCUGUGGCUCUACAGGAGUGGCGAGCAGGAGUGGGCCGUCAAGCAGGGCAGUCCCCUGCAUCAGCUGAAAAAGGAUCCAACCUCGGGUCCCUCGCACCCAAAUCUAGCCAGGCACAGCUCGGCUCCUCCAGAGCCUCCAAGGCUGGCCAUCGGAGGCGUCGGCCAGGACAACGCUAGACAGCAUUCCCCUGGCGAACGCAUCUCCAUCAUCUUCACCCUGCGCAACCAGGUGGGGAAUCUGGCCAGGGCCCUGCAGGUUUUCCAGGAGCUGGGCAUCAAUGUGCUGCAUUUGGAGCUCUCGCCGCUGGAGAUGGCCACGAACCAGGCGGAUGUCCUGGUGGAUGUCGAAUGUGAUCCGCGACGGCUCGACCAGGUGGUCAAGAUGCUUAACAGGGAGGUGGCUUCCGUGAACUACACUUCCGUGAAUACCCAUGGCUUGGCCAGGGCGCCGUCGCUGUCGGCCUGCUCCAGUUUCGAUUUUGGGGACAUGGUUUGGUUUCCGCGCAAGAUCUCUGACCUGGACAAGGCUCAGAACGUGCUUAUGUACGGCUCAGAGUUGGAUGCCGACCAUCCGGGAUUCAAGGACCCCGUGUACCGCAAACGACGGGAGCAGUUCUCUGCCAUCGCCAACAACUUCAAGCAUGGAAACCCCAUUCCUCGUGUGCAGUACACACCUGAGGAGGUGAAAACUUGGGGCACCGUUUUCUUGGAGCUCCAUCGACUCUACGUGCUGCAUGCUGUGCCGGAGUACAUGGAAACCUGGCCUGAGUUGGAGAAGUACUGUGGCUACCGCGAGGACAACGUCCCCCAGCUGCAGGAUGUGAGUGUUUAUCUCAAACGCAAGACGGGAUUCCAGCUGCGACCCGUCGCGGGAUACCUCUCCCCGAGGGACUUCCUGUCCGGACUCGCCUUCCGCGUGUUCCACUGCACCCAGUACAUCCGCCACUCCUCGGAUCCCUUCUACACUCCCGAGCCGGACUGUUGCCAUGAGCUACUGGGCCACAUGCCCCUUCUGGCCAACUCAAGUUUUGCCCAGUUCUCCCAAGAGAUUGGAUUGGCCUCUCUGGGAGCGAGUGACGCGGAUAUCGAGAAGUUGGCCACGCUCUAUUUCUUCACCGUGGAGUUCGGGUUGUGCAAGCAGGCGGACAGCAGUUUCAAGGUGUACGGAGCCGGGCUCCUGAGUUCCGUGGCCGAGCUGCAGCAUGCGAUUACGGCGGAGAACAAGAUCAAGAAGUUCGACCCGGAGCUGACGUGCCAGGAGGAGUGCAUCAUCACCUCCUACCAGAAUGCCUACUACUACACCGACUCCUUCGAGGAGGCCAAAGAGCAGAUGAGGGCCUUUGCCGAUAGCAUCCAGCGACCAUUCGGAGUGCGUUAUAACCCGUAUACGAUGAGCGUUGAAGUCCUGUCGAAUGCCCAGAAGAUUACAGCGGUGGUCAGCGAACUACGAGGGGAUCUCAGCAUCGUUUGCUCGGCCCUGCGAAAGAUCUCCGCCACGGAUGAGAAUCUGGAUGUGGACAGCAUCGCCAACAUGCUCCACAACAGCCUCAAUGUCAGAGGGGGAGCCUCUGGAGGCGGCGGCAGUCCGUGCAGUCCGGACAACUCUGACAAUUCCACGGCGGAGGGAGACUAGGAAAGGAAGUCGGGAGCGAGGAACUUAAAGGGAACACGUUUUUGGGACCACAAUGCAGUGUAAUUCGCUUCUCAACUACCUUAAAUCUCAGCUAUCUUGUUAACAAAUCGUUUAGAAAAUGUAGAAAAUCGAACAGAAAUCGCGAAGUCAAUGUUAUUUUUAUAAACUAUCAAGCUAAGCGGAUUAUGCUGCAGAUUCACUCUUUGAACUAAACACGUAUCCAUGUCUAUGUCUAGCAGUUGUUUAUUCAGAUCUUAAAGCUAUGUAAAAACUAAAGUAACAAUAAACUUGCAACCUCUCGA
Drosophila eugracilis is the source of this 2029-nucleotide messenger RNA. RefSeq names its product tryptophan 5-hydroxylase 1 (gene Trhn). The record is from RefSeq and is a predicted model, not a curated record. The coding region runs from base 66 to 1727 and encodes 553 amino acids. Lineage: Eukaryota; Metazoa; Arthropoda; Insecta; Diptera; Drosophilidae. Gene Ontology annotation, cellular component: neuron projection. Gene Ontology annotation, biological process: aromatic amino acid metabolic process; serotonin biosynthetic process. The transcript is spliced from 7 exons. Gene Ontology annotation, molecular function: iron ion binding; tryptophan 5-monooxygenase activity.